Molecule: messenger RNA, 2404 nt
Organism: Lecanosticta acicola
Lineage: Eukaryota; Fungi; Ascomycota; Dothideomycetes; Mycosphaerellales; Mycosphaerellaceae
Source: the annotation of a GenBank genome assembly
AUGUCGCGACCGUCGACAUCACAGGAAAAUGGACUAUUCUCGGCGCGUCGACAGCGAGAAGUGAGUCGCGCUUGUUAACUUGCUGCAGAAUGGAGGGGAUACUGACAAAAACAAUGACAGACACUCGGCCCAGUCUCUGGCAAUGUCUCUGCGAUCCCAAUGCCUGCGUCUGCGAUGAAGAGAUCGACCUCGACGACAAACUUCGGACAGGCACCGCAUACCACGAACAAUGCGCGUUCGACAUCAGGAUCGCGCAUGUCACUUGCGCCGGGACGACCGUCGCAGCCCAUAUUCCAUCGCUCUUCUUCCGGUGACAAUCUGGCAGGAAUGGGCUUCUCUACAAUACAGCGACCAAGCUCCCAGAAUUUCUUCGCGAGCACAGGUGGGAGAAAGAGCUUCGCGCCUGUGACAAGCACACCUGCAAAUCCAAUACAGCUACAGGAAAGCACUGCAAGGCGCAGUAGCGUGUAUAGCGCAAGGCCUUCGGCCGGCUUUGGACCCGCCGGACAUCAAUCUUUCUUUGCGACCGCGCCUCCCACAAAUGGCAUUCCUCCUGACCCGCGACGUCUGAGAGAUCCCAACAUCAAGGCCACAAUGGGCCAGGAGCUUAUGGAGUUCCUGACUCAACGUAACUUCGAAAUGGAGAUGAAGCACAGUUUGACACACAAGACGAUGAGCCAACCAACACAGAAGGACUUCAGCUUGAUCUUCCAGUUCCUGUAUCACCAGGUUGAUCCGUCCUAUCGCUUUCAGAAGAACAUCGAUGCGGAAGUACCGCCAUUAUUGAAACAGAUGCGCUAUCCAUUUGAGAAGAACAUUUCGAAAAGCGCGCUUGGAGCAGUUGGAGGCAAUAAUUGGCACACGUUUCUUGGACUGCUGCAUUGGAUGAUGCAGCUCGCGCAAAUGAUGGAGCACUACAGUACGGGACGGUAUGAUGAGGCCUGCGCUGAGGCAGGAUUCGAUGUCAGUGCAGACCGCAUCACUUUCCAGUUCUUGUCUGGGGCAUAUAAGGAAUGGCUCUCGAUCGAGGACAACGUGACAGACGAGGAUGCCGAGACCGAGAAGAGGAUUCAGCCACAUAUCGAUGCCAUGGCACGAAAGUUCGAGGAAUCGAAUGCUGCUAAUUUGGAGCAAGUCCGGCAGCUUGAGGCAGAGUCAAAGGCGCUUCAGGAGCAGAUUGGCGAUCUAGGCAAGUCAGCGCCAAAACUUCAGAAGCUGGACGAGACCAUCAAGGUCUUGGAAGAAGACCGCCAGAAAUUUGAGAACUACAAUGCGAGCAUGGAAGCAAAGGUCGAAAAGUACAGCAACCGAGCUGAGCUUCUUCAGCAGGAGAUUGAAAAAUGCGAGGCGGAGAUGGCGGAGGCCGAAGCUGAGCGGGAGGAGUUGCAGAAGAAGGUCGAUGAACAAGGUCUGAGCAUCCAGGAUAUCGACAGAAUGAAUGGCGAGCGCGAGCGACUGAGCAAGGGCGUCGAGACCACUCAGGUCCGACUAGAGGAGACGAAAGACCGAACAAGCAAGAAAGAGGCCGAGACUGGCAGCAAGCUCGACGAACUGGAGAGCGUUGUACAACGGUUCAAUAGCCUUGGCUACCAGAUUGGCAUCAUUCCGUCGACAGCUCAGAAUGCGCAAGGGCAUGACUACGAGCUUCGACUGAACGUCAACUCUGGACCGGACUUCACCGCUUCGCAGCUUGGCCAUUCCCACUCCCUCUCUGGUUCUGAUCGACUUCUCGCAGACGCAAACAACGGGUACCAGCCACAGCGUCUUCUCCCACACGCCGACCUCAAGACAACCAAGCGCCAACUGCAGGACCUGCGGAAGGACAUCUCGGACCGACGGAAUGCGGCUCUGGAGGAAGACAUGGCCAAGGUCGACAUGCUCGACAAGACUCGUGAAGCGCUCGAAGACAAGCACUCGGAACUGGAGACGCUCAAGCAUCGCGUCGGCGUAGCGCAAGAAGAAUUCGAGAAGAUGCGUGAGAUUUCGAACCAGCAAGGCAUGGCAUCAGAAGCUCAGAUUGAGCGCAUGGAGAAAGAGUUGAGCAAGAUGCGGGCGACACUGGGCGAGAGCGUGCAACUGAUGGAGCAAAGGGAGAUGAACGUCAACCUUGAGUAAGUGCUGACUCUGCUUUGCUGAGCUAGAUAAAGCUCUUGCUAACGAAGGCAUUAGGUACGAACAACUCACACUGCGAUCCGCAGAGCUCCGAGAAGAGCUGCACACGGAACUGGAAAGGAUGCUGCAAUACAUCAUCAACUUCAAAAUCCACAUCCAAACGUCCCUCGAGUCGUACGAGGAAUUUGUUGCGGCCGAAGUUGAGAGAGAAUGGGAAGAGCAAGAGGCCGUCAACGCACAUGCGGACGCCGAGUUGGGAGCUGAACAGGAUGGGGAUGCGAUGGAGGAGUAG